GAGCUGUCGGAAUUAUAUCGGCCAGCCUGGACCAGAGCGGCCAUCAGCGGUUCCAUGCGCGCGCGCCGGGGCAGCUCCAGGACGCGUCAAAUUCAGGCACGCCGCGUCUGUGUGCUUAUGAGACCGCAUACAACAUAUGGCCGGCCGCGGGCACGUGAAAAUAAGGCCCUACCAGCCAAUCGACAUGGUGCGAUGCUCGCGCACAAGAACCCUGUCGCGCAAUCGCUCGUUAUUGCUCUUCCGACCCGGCAAACAAGCCUUACGUGAGGUCUAGUUAGAACUUUUGCGGUCGGGAAUUUCUUAGCGGCGCUGCGCUGUGCGCUGCCGGUCCAAUCGCCAAACCGCUCGCGGAACUAGUCUCCCCGCUCCCUCGCUGGGCCCGUUAAGAAAUUCCAGUCGCGACAGACUGGUCGGUAUGGUAGCAAGGAUUGCAUUAUGCCUGGCUGGGGCAUCUAAUUGCGCGCGCCGAGCACCUGCACGCGACACAUGCUUGCACCGCGCACAGCCAAAGCAGCGCCACAAGUCCGCUCCGAAAGCUAGGGGCUUUCAUACGCACUUUAUAAGACUAUGAAGGUUGUUUGGAACCGAUAGGGACAGCUAGGGCCGUGGAAGUCGGCCGGUCGGUCGGUUCAGUCGCGAUUGGACAUGGUGGGACGCAGGGCGGCGAGUUUAAUGCUAGGCCCCGGGGCGGGGACGUUCUAAGUACAUGAAUGGCCGAAAACCGCGGCCGAAGCAGCAAAGCACGGUGGUCGCCCGGUUUCGGCCCCAUCGCGAUGGGAGUGGACCUGCCCUCUGCCCUGUCCAUGGACGUGCGAGGUCGCUUCUCGCUCCGGCCGAGUUUUACCUGCUGCCUAUUUUUCUACAAAGGGAAUAGCAAGUAAUAUUACGUGGCGCACCUGUAAUAAAAUGAAAAG
Chlamydomonas reinhardtii is the source of this 914-nucleotide messenger RNA. RefSeq lists its product as uncharacterized. Bases 711 to 881 code for a protein of 56 amino acids. The transcript has a single exon. The record is from RefSeq and is a predicted model, not a curated record. NCBI's taxonomy places the organism in Eukaryota, Viridiplantae, Chlorophyta, Chlorophyceae, Chlamydomonadales, Chlamydomonadaceae.